Brachypodium distachyon (stiff brome) is the source of this 3776-nucleotide messenger RNA. Its product is annotated as LRR receptor-like serine/threonine-protein kinase. The transcript is spliced from 2 exons. The record is from RefSeq and is a predicted model, not a curated record. The coding region runs from base 205 to 3552 and encodes 1115 amino acids. Gene Ontology annotation, cellular component: plasma membrane. Gene Ontology annotation, molecular function: protein kinase activity; protein binding; ATP binding. NCBI's taxonomy places the organism in Eukaryota, Viridiplantae, Streptophyta, Magnoliopsida, Poales, Poaceae. Gene Ontology annotation, biological process: protein phosphorylation.
GUUGGUUUGUUCAUUUGGAUCCAGAUCUCCCAAGCACAGAACCUUUGCGCUUUAUAAACAAAUCCCGGGGUUUCCUUCCCACUCGGCCAGUACACUACAUUAAUCUGAAAUCCCAACGCCAUAAGAAUAAGAGGCGCCACCACCAAGUCUUCCUCACAUCCCCGACCUCCCUCACUCUCCACGAGCGCCCGGCCGGCGCCUCCAAUGCCUCCUCCCAGGUUACGUGGCGCCAUCGCCACGUGGCACCUUCUCCUCCUAGCGUGCGUCCUGCCGUUGGCUCUCUGCGCCAACGAGCAGGGCGAGGCGCUGCUCCGAUGGAAGCGCUCGCUGUCGACGAACGGCAGCUCGGGCGUUCUGGGGUCAUGGAGCUCGUCGGAUGUGAGCCCAUGCCGGUGGCUCGGCGUCGGGUGCGACGCGAGCGGCAAGGUCGUGUCGCUGUCCCUCACCUCCGUGGACCUCGGGGGCGCCGUGCCGGCGUCCAUGCUCCGGCCGCUCGCGGCGUCACUACAGACACUGGCGCUCUCCAAUGUCAACCUGACCGGCGCGAUCCCCGCCGAGCUCGGCGAGCGCUUCGCGGCGCUGAGCACCCUCGACCUCAGCGGGAACAGCCUCACGGGCGCGAUCCCGGCGUCGCUCUGCCGGCUCACGAAGCUCCGGUCACUGGCAUUGCACACCAACUCUCUUACCGGCGCCAUCCCUGCCGAUAUCGGCAACCUCACGGCGCUCACGCACCUCACGCUCUACGACAACGAGCUGGGCGGCACGAUUCCUGCCAGCAUCGGGAGGUUGAAGAAGCUGCAGGUGCUUCGCGCCGGCGGGAACCCGGCUUUGAAAGGCCCUUUGCCGGCGGAGAUCGGACAGUGCAGCGACCUCACCAUGCUCGGCCUCGCCGAGACCGGCAUGUCGGGGAGCCUCCCGGACACGAUCGGGCAGCUGGGGAAGCUCCAGACCCUCGCCAUCUACACCACCACGCUCUCCGGCCCGAUCCCUGCAACCAUCGGCAACUGCACCGAGCUCACCAGCCUCUACCUCUACCAGAACGCCCUCACCGGCGGCAUCCCGCCGGAGCUUGGCCAGCUAACAAAGCUCCAGAACGUGCUCCUAUGGCAGAACAACCUCGUAGGCCACAUCCCGCCAGAGAUCGGGAACUGCAAGGAGCUCGUGCUCAUCGACCUCUCGCUGAACGCCCUCACGGGCCCGAUCCCGAGCACCUUCGGCGCGCUCCCGAAGCUCCAGCAGCUGCAGCUGAGCACGAACAAGCUGACGGGCGCCAUCCCCGCCGAGCUCUCCAACUGCACGGCGCUCACGGACGUCGAGGUGGACAACAACGAGCUGUCCGGGGACAUCGGCGCCAUGGACUUCCCGCGGCUGCGCAACCUCACGCUCUUCUACGCGUGGCAGAACCGGCUCACGGGCCGCGUGCCGCCGGGCCUGGCCCAGUGCGAGGGCCUGCAGUCGCUGGACCUCUCCUACAACAACCUCACGGGCCCCGUGCCCAGAGAGCUUUUCGCGCUGCAGAACCUCACCAAGCUCCUGCUGCUGAGCAACGAGCUCUCCGGGAUCAUCCCCCCGGAGAUCGGCAACUGCACGAAUCUCUACCGGCUCCGGCUAAACGAGAACCGCCUCUCGGGAACCAUCCCGCCAGAGAUCGGAAAGCUAAAGAGCCUCAAUUUCCUCGACCUUGGGAGUAAUCGGCUCGAAGGGCCUGUGCCGUCGGCGAUCGCCGGGUGCGAUAACCUCGAGUUCGUUGAUUUGCAUUCCAAUGCCUUGUCAGGCGCAAUGCCGGACGAGCUCCCCAAGAGGCUUCAGUUCGUGGAUGUCUCCGAUAACCGGCUCGCGGGGGUUCUCGGCCCCGGCAUUGGGCGGCUGCCGGAGCUGACCAAGCUUAGCCUGGGCAAGAACCGGAUCUCCGGUGGCAUCCCGCCGGAGCUCGGUUCCUGCGAGAAGCUGCAGCUGCUGGAUUUGGGCGAUAACGCGCUGUCCGGCGGCAUCCCGCCGGAGCUCGGCACGCUCCCGUUCUUGGAGAUUUCGCUGAAUCUCAGCUGCAACCGGCUCACAGGGGAAAUCCCGUCGCAGUUUGGGGGCCUUGACAAGCUCGCGUCACUCGACGUGUCCUACAACCAGCUCUCCGGCGCGCUCGCGGCGCUCGCGGCGCUGGAGAACCUCGUCACGCUGAACGUCUCGUUCAACGCGUUCUCCGGGGAGCUCCCCGACACGCCCUUCUUCCAGAAGCUUCCGCUCAGCAACAUCGCGGGGAACGACCACCUGGUCGUGGUCGGCGGGGGCGACGGCGAGAGCCAGAGCGCGUCCUCCCGGCGCGCGGCGGCCAUGUCGGCGCUGAAGCUCGGCAUGACGAUCCUCGUGGCCGUGAGCGCGUUCCUGCUGGUAGCCGCCACGUACGUGCUCGCGCGCUCCCGCCGCAGGAGCUUCGAGGAAGAAGGCCGCGCCCAUGGCGGAGAGCCGUGGGAGGUGACCCUUUACCAGAAGCUGGACUUCUCGGUGGACGAGGUGGCGCGGAGCCUGACGCCCGCGAACGUGAUCGGCACGGGGAGCUCGGGCGUGGUGUACCGCGUGGUGCUCCCCAACGGGGACCCGCUGGCCGUGAAGAAGAUGUGGUCGGCGUCCUCCGACGGCGCGUUUGCGAACGAGAUCUCGGCGCUCGGCUCGAUCCGGCACCGGAACAUCGUCAGGCUGCUCGGGUGGGCGGCCAACCGGAGCACGAAGCUGCUCUUCUACGCGUAUCUCCCAAACGGCAGCCUCAGCGGCUUCCUCCACCGAGGGGCCGCCGUGGUUAAGGGAGGCGGCGGUGGCGCCGCGGACUGGGACGCGCGCUACGAGGUGGCGCUCGGCGUGGGGCACGCCGUGGCUUACCUCCACCAUGAUUGUCUCCCCGCCAUCUUGCACGGCGACAUCAAGGCCAUGAACGUCCUGCUCGGCGCCGGCAACGAGCCUUACCUCGCCGACUUCGGCCUCGCCCGCGUCCUCUCCGGCGCCGUCCUGCCCGGCGCCUCCGCCAAGCUCGACACCUCCAAGCACCGCAUCGCCGGAUCAUACGGCUACAUCGCUCCAGAGUACGCGAGCAUGCAGAGGAUCACGGAGAAGAGCGACGUGUACAGCUACGGGGUGGUGGUGCUGGAGAUGCUGACGGGGCGGCACCCGCUGGACCCGACGCUGCCGGGCGGGGCCCACCUGGUGCAGUGGGUGCGGGACCACGCGCAGGGGAAGCGGGAGCUCCUGGACCCGCGGCUGCGCGGCAAGCCGGAGCCGGAGGUGCAGGAGAUGCUGCAGGUGUUCGCCGUGGCCAUGCUCUGCGUCGGCCACCGCGCCGACGACCGGCCGGCGAUGAAGGACGUCGUCGCGCUGCUCAAGGAGGUCAGGCGGCCGCCCGACGGCGCCGCCGGCGACGAGGGGAAGGGGCAGGGCUGCGGCGGUGCGGCAGCGGCGCCUGAUGCCGUUGCCGGCGAGCGGCGGCUGCGAUCGCCGGCUCGGAGCGUGCUGCCGAUGGGCGGCUCUUCGAACUGCUCCUUUGCCAUGUCUGAUUACUCAACCUGAUGAGAGCUGCUUUUGUUGCAGCAGUAGAUAUCAAACACUAAAUCUGUAGAAAUUUUUUAUGUAUAAUAAGAUGAUAGGGGUAGUGAAUCAGUAACCGGUAGUGAUUUCUUGAAUUUACCUGUGUUUAUAAUGUUCUACAUUUUUUUGUAAGACGGACAAAUUUAUUGGAAGCACAAGUAGGCGACGUAUCCGCUGCAAAACUUGCAAACUUUCUAUCUGGACCA